This is a messenger RNA of Polyodon spathula (Mississippi paddlefish), 1153 nucleotides long. RefSeq names its product E3 ubiquitin-protein ligase RNF144A-like. The record is from RefSeq and is a predicted model, not a curated record. NCBI's taxonomy places the organism in Eukaryota, Metazoa, Chordata, Actinopteri, Acipenseriformes, Polyodontidae. Bases 214 to 1029 code for a protein of 271 amino acids. The transcript is spliced from 5 exons.
UGAAGUCUCUUAGUAUUUUCAAAUGGGUCUGUAAGAGAAAGAGAAAACAUCACUGUACUGUUAGCAAAUAUGAAAGCGAAUGUAAAUUGCAUCUGGGGGUUUCCAGUGCUCGGAAAACAACAAGCGAUCGCUUUCUGUACUCAGACAGGCCCGGGUCUGAUCCAGGCUGCAUGAAAAUUACAAAGUUAUCUUGUUUUUCACGAACUGGGAUUCAUGGCUGGAGACAGGAGAAGAAUGUUUGCAAAUACUUGGAGAUUUUUUGUUUCUGCAGAUGAGUGGGACCGGGGGACACGGUGUCCCCCUGCACCAAGAGUCAAAGCCUCCUGCGGGCAUCGGAUCAGCUCUCUGAUGCUCAAGUCGGUUGUCAUGGAGCUGCUGGGCAGGGGGGUUCAGGAGUUCUCCUGUCCGCAGUGUUCCCAGAGCUGGUCCUGGCAGGAAGUGAAACGACUUGUUGUGUUCACAGCACAGGAGCGGUUGCAGGAAAUCAUACUCCCAGACGUCAACUCCCCAGACACCCUCCAUACACACAGACAGUGUCCGGGCUGCAGCCUCCUGCUCCCCAGACCGGGCUCGGGGAGCCGUAGCGUUCCCUGCAAGAUCUGCUCCGCCCGCAAGCGCAAGGUUUUCCGGUUCUGCUGGGACUGCCAGCAGGAAUGGAGAGCUCCUCCUGGGGAAGACGAUGACAGCUGUGGGAAUCAGAAUUGUGCCACUCUAGCCUGCCUGCUCUCCUGCCCUGCCAUCAAACUCCCAGGCACCAAACUGGAUGGCUGCCCUUGCUUCAGGGCGUGCCCGCGAUGCCACACCCUCAUCUCUCACACCCUGCGGGGGUGCACCCAGGUCAAGUGCCCGCAGUGUGCUCAUGUUUUCUGCUAUCGGUGUCUGAGAGGGAUACAGGAGGGGUGCUUGCUACCCCAGCGUCAACCCCUGGGGGGCAGUGUGGGGGACCCCAACAUCGGUGUUCUCAUGAUGGCUUAUAUAGGCUGUAUCUGGUGCGUCAUUGCCAAGAGGCAGCGUGUCACCGAAGGUUAACCAUGUGGUGUGACAGAGCGGUUCCUCACAAUCAAAUAGACAAGAGAUUUGCCAGACCUCUCUGUGCUUUACAAUGCUUCCCUAUGCUUUACCAGACCUCUCUGUGCUUUACAGUUCUUCCCUA